This is a messenger RNA of Argentina anserina (silverweed cinquefoil), 823 nucleotides long. RefSeq lists its product as uncharacterized. The record is from RefSeq and is a predicted model, not a curated record. NCBI's taxonomy places the organism in Eukaryota, Viridiplantae, Streptophyta, Magnoliopsida, Rosales, Rosaceae. Gene Ontology annotation, cellular component: Golgi apparatus. Bases 73 to 603 code for a protein of 176 amino acids. The transcript is spliced from 4 exons.
CUCACCUGAGUGAAAGAGAUAACUGAGCACCAUUCUCUCUCUCUUUCCUGCUAGGGUUUACGGGCUGUGACAAUGGCGCCGAGAAAACGCAAGGCUGAUGAGGACGCCGAGCCGGCGGGGAACCCCUCCGAGUCAACUCGGAUGGUGACUCGGGGCGCGGAGGCCGCGGCCCGUCGGCAGACUCGAAGCUCCACUCAGGGAGGUGGUGGUAAGACUAAGAAAGCGACUCCUCAGAAACCGGCGGCGACGAGGAAGAAGAGCAAGAAGAAAGAGGCGAAGAAACCGGAGGAAGUGAAGACUGAAGAAGAAGAAGAGGGCAAGGUUGAAGCUGAGGAGGUGAACAGGAAGACUAUUGUGGUUGAACGCUGCACGCAAUGCAAUGCAUUUAAGACAAGGGCCGAGCAGGUGAAAGCUAGUUUGGAGAGUCUGCCUGGCAUCUCUGUGGCAAUUAACCCUAUUAAGCCAAGAAGGGGUUGCUUUGAAAUACGGGAAGAAGGUGGUGAGAAGUUCAUCAGUCUAUUGGACAUGAAGCGGCCAUUUAAACCUAUGAAGGAUCUGAACAUGCAGGAUGUUAUUGACAAUAUAAUUCAGAAGAUCCAGUGAAUGAGGUGAUGCGUGGCAUGGAAGUGGAGUUAUAUAUUAGAUGGGGGAACAUCUUUUUGUUGUAAUCUUUAACUUGCUUCAUUGAAAGUAGAGACUUUAGACUACUAAUCCUAUAUUUAGGAUACCUGUGAUCAUAUUUUUUGUUAGUCAAGCCAAGUGCUAGAUAUCCUUUACAUAUAUGAUCAUAUUUAAAUUCAGUUUCCCAAUCUCUGAUUCUAAU